Rhizoctonia solani is the source of this 471-nucleotide messenger RNA. RefSeq lists its product as uncharacterized. NCBI's taxonomy places the organism in Eukaryota, Fungi, Basidiomycota, Agaricomycetes, Cantharellales, Ceratobasidiaceae. The record is from RefSeq and is a predicted model, not a curated record. Bases 1 to 471 code for a protein of 156 amino acids. The transcript is spliced from 2 exons.
AUGGAACCGGAGCCGUCCAUUGCCACUCUCCUCGAGGCUGUCACAGCCCUCACAGCCACAGUUGGGUCCCUCCAGGACCAAAUCAGAUCACAAGGCCAGCAGCUCACUGAGCUUAAGGCCAUAUGCAAGGAGACCGCCGACCUACUUGGCGACAAGGACCAAGGAACCCAAGCUCAGCCUGGCCCAUUGGCUGGGCCUGUCACUCCCCCCACUCAUACAGGGGAGAAGCGCACACUCCAGGAACGAGGAACGGGCUUUGAUUCAGAAGAGGAGGAAGAACCCAGGCAAGCCCCCAAAAAAGAGCCUUGCGACACGCCUAAACGGAGCCUCAGCUCCCUUACCCCAUUCAACGCAGGGUCCAGCGUAAAACAACCCAAAAUGGAGCUCCCUGACCCUUACAAAGGAGACUCUAGGGGAAAGAAGGCAACCCAGUGGCUAGACCGCAUGCUACUGUGGGUCGCGCUUCAUUGA